AUGUCAGCCUCCAAAGCCGAGGAUACGAUACGACAAGACAUCAUUUCCAAACUGUGUAACAGUGAUGAAGGUCUUGUCGUCCUAUUCAAAACGAUUGCAACUGUAUAUCAGCACAAUCCAAAACAAAAUAACGAUGAAACCGAUGGCCAGACACCCGAUGCAGACUGGACCGUGGUUGGUUAUGGAAUUCCUACUGUAUUGGCAACCAAGUCAAAAGUUACACUCUGCAUUUCAGACUUUGAUGAAAACUUACCUGGACACGAAAUCACAAUCAGCAGCACGACACAACUUGUACAAACUAGCGAAUACUUCACUGUAAUUGGCAUUCACAAUGGAACCUACUUUGGACUAAGUUUUUCAGACGAGGCUAUUGCUGGGAAAAUCACAUCUUUAAUUUCUCUAGUCGUUCCAAAUCUCCUCACACCCAAACCUGAUGAAGGCAGUAUUCCCAAACGAAUUAAACUAUCCCAGUCCUCCAUUGAAGGUGAAAGCGAUCCAAAUGGCGACAAUGAAUGGGUUAUGAUUGAACAAGAAGAUGCAAAAACAGAUGCUGGUGGUACUGAAGAUGUCGACUCUCCUGGUAUAUUUCGCCGAAACACUUUGAGAAGGAAAUCAGGAUCUCGAUCAAACAGCCCACUCACUAUUUCUGAACCCUCCAAUUUUCGACACAUCUCUCAUGUUGGAGAUGACACUUCCGUGGUCCAGCUUUCAAAAUCAAUGACAGCAAGUGUGGGCCAAGAUUCCGUGGGCAUGUCAAGUGAACCACGACCACCACCAACCCAUCGCGAGAGUGGUACAGAGUCAACCUUCUCCUUUGGAGAGGUCCUUGAACCUGGUCCUGAUAGCAGUGCCGUUCCCCCUCCACCACCCAUUGCACCACCGCCACCACCACCGCCACCGCCACCCUCGGCUAUGGAUACUCUCAAGAAAAUGGGUGCACAGCCACUCCCUGGAAUGUCUCUACAGGAUGAGCUGCUCAAAGGUGUGGCACUCAAGUCUUCCGCUGCGCCAGGUUCUUCGAGUGGUAAUGCUAGCUCCAUCGCUGAAGAGUUGAAGCGUGGGAUUUUCCUUCGACCGGUUGGCUCGUCAAGCAAGACUCUCCCGAAACCUCCUUCCACAAAGAAUAAAGGGCAGCUACUCUUUGAGAUCAACACAUUCAGACGAAACACAUUACGCCAUGUGGAAACCAAAAACAUGACUGAUUUUCAAGCAGACGACCCAGACAGUCUACAAUCAGUGCUCAGGUGUAGUCUAGAGAAAAUGAGGAGUAGGCUGAACAUGCGGAACUUUUCAAAAGUGGCAGAUGUCAACAGAGAUGGGGAAGAGUCUGGAUUUGAGGACGAUUAUGACGGUGCCCUUAUUGUCUAAACUUAGUAUUGUAGGACUUUUCAAAAUGACUUAGCAUGAUAGUAUAAAAUUAUGAAUCAUUUUACAGUUGAUUAGUGUGUGUGUUUUUAUGCUGCUAGCAGUAGUUGUCUCUUGUUUUUAAUCUUUUAAUGAUGUUGGUAAUUCAGUCUUUUUGUCAGCAAUAUCUUGCCACAUUUCCUUGUUUGACCUGUGUAAA
This is a messenger RNA of Halichondria panicea, 1564 nucleotides long. RefSeq names its product actin nucleation-promoting factor WASL-like. The record is from RefSeq and is a predicted model, not a curated record. The coding region runs from base 1 to 1368 and encodes 455 amino acids. NCBI's taxonomy places the organism in Eukaryota, Metazoa, Porifera, Demospongiae, Suberitida, Halichondriidae. The transcript has a single exon.